GAGGAUUGGAUUUAAUGUUGAAAAAUGGCUCCAUAUUGAAUUAGGUUUAAGUGAGAAAAUGAUCUUAGAAGAGAAAUGAGAAUGAAUCUGGACCGUUAGAUUUUAUUCUGUGAAAUUGUAUGUGCAUUAAGCAAAGCUGAAAUGUACAUUAGGCGAAAUCAAAAUGUGCAUCACAAAAGGUAAGGCCAGUGGUAUCAUGUGAAGCUGAGUUGUGCAUUAGGGAAAACAGAAAUGUACACUGGGUGAAACUGAAAACUACGAUGCACGGAUAUUUUUGUGUCAUUUACCCUGCACAUUUCAAUCUCAUGUAAUGCACAUUUGAUUUUUAAAUUUCAUUUUGCACAUUUCAUUUUCACUUCAUAUACAUUUCAAUUUUAUCAAAUGCAUAAUUUAAUUUCACAUAAUACAAUCCCACGGUCCAAAUUCAUUCUCAUUUAUCUUCUAGUAGUCGUUUCUCACUGGAACCACUCCCCAAAUUAUUUUCCUUAUAUAUAUAAAUAGUUGGUAUUAUUAAAAAUCAUUUCCAAAGAAUGUAUUAUUAUUGGUUUAUAUAAGUGAUGGUUUGUAUUAUUUAAAAUUAUUUUUCAAUUACUAAGAAACUUUCAAUUGAGCGUUUUAACAUGUAAGUUAAAGGCACACGUGACAUUUUUCAAUUUUUUUUCUCUUUCUGUUUCUCCCCCUCUUUCUUUCAUUCUUUCCCUUUCUCCUUCGUUUCUUCCCACGCCUGCAUGAUACUUUCUUUUUUUUCUUUCUAGCUUUCUUCCUUCGGCUCCUGUUCUCUGACGAGUUCUUCUGUAGCCUUGCAGCAAUGCAAUGUCGGUGACAGAAAUGGAAAUAAAAACACCUCCUAGCAUAUAGUCUUCUCUUUUGAGCAAGGCACCUGCAACAGGAAAAGGGAGUCAAUCCAAUCUUGUCUCUGCGAGUGUUAAUUUACUGAUAACAAAACGUAGACAUAGUUGAUAAAAAAAAAGUAGGUCAUACAAAACAUGAUCUAGAUGAAAUAUUACGCAGAUCUAUUUAUCAAGAACAAAACAAAAUAUGGACAUAAUAAAUCAUAUACCUAAAAAAUCCUGAUUUUUACAUGCAAGAAAAAAAAUAUGGGAUGGGAUCAUGGGAUUUUAAGAAAACUCCUUAGAGGCUCAGAUAUGUUGUUACAGAGGAAAUGGGAAGCCGACACCGCCAUGGCUGCAACAUCCGGGGCCAUUCCCGGGUUGCCCCGCCAAGAUACAGAUUGGGUCCUCCGAAUGCCUCAAAAUUAGUAGCCCAGAAAGAAAAGGAAAAUAGAAAACUAUAUCAUCACAGCCCACGUAAUAUACGUAAUAACAACAGCUUAAGAUGCGAACAGAAAGAUCGAUGAAAGAUAGCAGGCAGAGCUUCUCUCAUCGACAACCUCAACUCCUCAAGUACCGUUGAUACAGAAAAUCGUUGCUUUCUUGUGAAUUUAUUUAUUUAUUUAUUUAUUAUUAUUAUUAUUAUUAUUUCCAUCAUUUGCAAUGGAACCAAAAACUCUAUUUUUUGACUUGGAAAUAUGAUGGAAUAAAAGAAACUGGCUCACUAAAUUGUCUGCGCUUUUUUUUUAUGAAGCAUCAGUCAGUCCAUGCAAUUUUCAACAUGAUUUCCACUAUGGGUGAACCGCAUACAGUCUUUUUUUGUGCUUCAGUAUAGGGGUAAUAAUGCGUACAUCCGACCCCCUACCCACCGUCGGUGGGAGCCUUUGCAGCACUGGGGUAAUGAUAAUGAUGAAUGAUUCUUAUUAUUAUUAUUACUUCCGCUUUCUUGCAAGGAAGAAAGAUGAAAGGGUUGUUUGAGAAGGGGCACGGAGGAAUCAUAAGCAGAUGAGAGGGAGGCAACUGCCCUUUCAACAUACUCCCAUCCCUCUCCCCGCCUCAGUCCUUUGGGGGCUACAGUUCUGCAAUAAAUUUAAAAUUUCACCCCAUUAAUAUACCAGAGUAGUUUUGUUUAGAUCACUUCGAGAGUUGUGUCUACCUGUAUUUUUUUAGGGUCAAAUAAGCCCUAUAGAUCGUGUUUGGGAGUUCAAAAAAUCGGGUUUGUCAACACAGAACCCAAUGUCCAAGAACAAACCAAGUAUACAGGGUUUGUCAAACGACAUCACUGUCUUAUAUAUGCAUUUUCCAUUUCCCAUGUAUGCAUACGUUACAUACAUACAUAGAUACCUACAUGCAUGCAUGCAUAAUACAUGCUGUGUAGAUAUUCUCUACAACUCUACAAGAAUACAAAGGGUUGUUGGUUACUUUUUUUUAAAGGUGGAGGAACCGAGGAAGUCAUUGACUACAGGCUACAGCAGAGGGAGGGCAACCACCCAGAGAAAACCCAAACUCACCUCUGGUGUCUCAUCCUUUCCUAUUGUUGAAAAAUGAAAAUUCCUUUUUAAGAGCUGUUCUUCCUGAACUCUUUUGCGGAGGCUCAGAUUUGUGUCUGCGGGAGGUAAUGAGAAGACCGAUCCGCCAUGGCUGCAAUAAGCUGGCCAAUCCAGAAUUGCUCUGCCAAGAUACGGAUUUGAUCCACAAAAUACCCCAAAAAUUUAGUUGCAUAAAACAAUCAUCACAGCCUCUUCUGACAUAUAUACAUACAUGAUUACUGCACAUCUAUUCUCCGAGAGAAUAAGGAGUGUUGUUGAUUACUUGUUUUUGAAAUUGGAGGAAAUCAUUGGCAACGGCAUAGGGAGGGCAACCACCCAAAAAAACUCACCUCUGGCGCCUUAUCCUUUUCUAAUGAGGGGGUGUUUGAAUCAACUUCUUAAAACAGCUUCUACUCCUUCAAAUAGGAGAAGCAUAUAUUGGAGUGUUCGAAAUUGCUCUUAGAAACAGUAGAAGCAGAAUCAAUUCCAAAGAGCACCUCUGAGAUGUACAACAUUGUUGGAGAUUCUUUUAAAAGGGCUAUUCAUCAUCAACUUCUUUCUGGAGGCUCAGAUUUGUUUCACCAGGAGGCAAUGAGAACUGAGAAGACUGAUCCGCCAUGGCUGUAAUAACCCGGCCGUUCUAGAAAUACCCUGCCAAGAUACGGAUUGGAUCCACAAAUGCCCCAAAAAUUAGUAGAGCAUCAAAUAAUCAUCACAGCCCCAAAACAUUAGCUAAUCGACAUUUUCACAUAGUACAGGGGACUAUUUGACAGUUUUCCCGUGAUUUUUCAAGGGUAAUACUUUAAAGCCAGUUUCAUAGGAGUAACUCUUCUAUUUAGGCUCAGAUCUGUGUUUCCAGAAGGCAAUGGGAAGACCCAACCGCCAUAGCUGCAUAACUGGAGCUUCCCAGAUUGCCUUGCCAAGAUACGGACUGGAUCCUCAAAAUGCCAGAUAAUUUAGUCGCAUGAAUCGUCACUGCCUUUGCAUACACAUACACACACUCAUACUGUGUACAUAUACUCUCCGAUAGAGUAAUUAUUCAUGUGAGGAUUAUUCUCAGCUAAAAGAACACCAAAGAACACCUUAAAAACUCACUCACUGUCUAACAGUUCAUAUAGAGGCCUCAUCAUCCAAAAUAUCAGACCAAUCCUAAGAAUAGAACUUGUAAGGGUAGUGGAACCUUAAAUAAAUAAAUAAAUAAAUAAAUAAUCUGCAAGCUAUCAACUCAUAAGAUGAUAAGAAUUUCCAGGGAGAAAAUCAAAGCAGUUUCGAUUACCCGAACGAAGGUUCAGAAAAGCCAGCAGUUAUCAGGCAGGCAAAUUUACGAUUCCGCCAUGGCUGCAAACAUCUGGUGCUCAUGAGAGUGAUAAGACUCAUGAACUAUGAGUGUUGCCCCACCAAGAUACGGAUCAUAUCACAUCAAUGCCGAGAAUGAACAAGGAAAGGCUAAAUAUCAUCACCACCCAGUUAUGCAUGCAUGUAUUAGAGAGAUCCUACAUUUAGCUUGCCUUCAUGCAAGCAUGCAUGUUACACAAAUAUUCUCUUCGAGAAUACAUAGGGUUGUUGGUUACUUAUUUUUAAAGGUGGAGGAAAUCAUUGGCUACAGCAGAGGGAGGGCAACCAACCAGAAAAAACCCAAUCUCACCUUUGGUGCCUCAUCAUUUCCUAUUGAGAUGUAACAACAUUGUUGAAGAUUCUUUUUUAAGAGUUGUUCUUCCUGAACUCAUUUGCGGAGGCUCAGAUUUGUGUCUCCGGGAGGCAAUGAAAAGACCGAUCCGCCAUGGCUGCAAUAGCUGGCCAUUCCAGAAUUGCCCUGCCAAGAUACGGAUUGGAUCCACAAAGUACCCGAAAAUUUAGUUGCAUAAAACAAUCAUCACAGCCUCUUCUCUCAUAUAUACAUACAUAACUACUCCAUUUACAAUGAAGCCAAAGACUGGAAAAUAUUUGGAUUUAGUUAAGUAUCAUCAGUAAUUACCUUUUCCACCCUGUUUGGCUGGAGAGGUUUGGAAGGUCAGGCUUUGGAGGACAGUUUAUAUCUUGAUUAAGAGAACGUUUCUAAGAACGAUCAAAUGAUCACCGAAAUACGGAGUAUUAUUUUAUCUUUGAUUAUGAUAUUACUUCAACUUUUAAAAAAUCUCAAUUAAUUAUCAAGAUAUAUUCUUAGCCCUCCAAAACCAUACAAAAUCAACUCCCAAACUUACCCUUGAUAUAUAUACACACACAUACAUACAUUCAUGCACACAUAUUGCACAUAUUCUCUGAGAGAAUGAGGGUUGUUGGUCACAUAUUCUUCAAAGGUGAAUGAAAUCAUUGGCUAUAGCAGAGGGAGUCGCAACCACCCAGAUAGAAAACCCAAACUCAACUCUGGUGCCUCAUUCUUUUCUUAUGAGUUUUCACACAUUGUUGAUGACUCUUAUUAAAAGGUAAUUCUUCAGAGCCAGUUUGGUAAGGAUAACUUUUCUGUUGAGGCUCAGAUCUGUGUCUCAAGCAGGCAAUGAGAAGACAAAGCCGCCAUGGCUGCAAGAACUGGACUACUCCAGAUUGCCCUGCCAAGAUACGGGAUGGAUCCUCAAAAUGCCCCAAAACAUAGAAACAUGGUAUCAUCACAGCCUCUUCUUACAUACAUACAUAUAUAAAUACACACUGUCUACAUAUACACUCCGAGUAAGGAUGUUUUUACUUGGACUGUUUUCAGUCCCAGACCAGAUUAGACCAGACUCAAACAGACCAAACUUUUAACAGACCAGGACCAUAUUUAAACAGAACAUACCAGACCAAGAUCAUACUAGACCAACAAAUUACAGUCCAAGUAAAAACAUCCUAAGUAACAACAACAGUUGCUCAAUUUUUCUCUAAAACUUGAUAAAAAUUAUUGGCUCAGCAGAGCAAGGGCAAUUAGCAUAUUAGAAGAAUCCAUAUACUUACCUUAGAAGACUGAAGACAACCUAUCUUUUUGAAUGAGCUUAUCACAAUUGUUGAUGGCCAAAUUCUCUAGAUGUCAUUGAUUAUGAAACUAUAGGCUAAAUUACGACAUCUGUAAAAAAAAUUAGAGUCUACUAGACAAGUUGGUAAAGAACUCCAGCGAAAUAUGAGAUAUUCUAAACAGGGGCCCAUUUGUUAAGCUACUUAGUCCAAACUCGCUCCCCCACCCAAAUAUAUUUUUUGUACGGGAUAUCUAAAUGGUUUUAGAACACAGAGAGCUCAUGAGAAAAUAUGAGAGCGGGCUUCUCCCUGGAUAGUUGCCACCCUCUGCUAGUCAUUGAUUCAUCCAUAUUCCAAAAGAAUAACCAACAAUCCCCUUUAACAGUAUUGGACUGGUUAAAAUAUGGUUAAAAGAAAUCCACAUUUGGACUCGAGCCCUACUCUAAUUAGACUAUCCACUCGUCUUUCACAUCCCAUCCAAGCAUAUAAUUUCCUAUAUCACAGUCCUUGAGGGUGGUUGAGAUUCUCACUGAUCACAGUUAAUGGGGGGAGGGGAAUCAUUAGCUAAAAGAACACCAUAGAGAGCGAGCAACAGCCCUUCGAAACACAUUUACCUCUCUAUGAGUUUAGGUACAGCCUCAUUACACCAAUCAAAGGAUGAAUACAUGAAAUUGGUACCCUUGUCUCAUGGCAUACAUGUUCUAACAGGAAAAAAAAUGAAAACAUCAAUCUCCAUGCAGGCCCUAUUUCUCAUUUCAUGGCAUGUUGGCAGCUAAGGGCAAAGUAGCCCUUCUGGUAUAAGUCUUGUUUGGCCAACAGCAGUAGUAGCUUGACAUCAAUAAUGGUAGAAAAGUAGAAAUUUUCAUCAAAAUUAGUACUGUAAUAUAUUCAGAAUCAUCCCUUAAACCGUAAAACGUGUUAGCCUGAAUUGAAAAAAAAGUACUCCAUACUCAUACAUUUCCGACAGGAACUAGAUGGGAUAAUACGCAGAUCUGUUUAUUAAGGACGAAAUAAAAUAUGAACAUAAUAAAUCAUAUAUGCAAGAAGAAAAAACUUUUUAUGGGAUGGAAUUUUAAGAAUAGUCCUUAGAGGCUCAGAUCUGUUUUUCCAGAGGAAAUUGGAAGCUGACACCGCCAUGGCUGCAACAUCCGGGGCCAUUCCCGGGUUGCCCCGCCAAGAUACGGAUCGGGUCCUCCAAAUGCCUCAAUAUUAGUAGCCCAGAAAGAAAUGGAAAAACAGAAAACUAUAUCAUCACAGCCUCUUCAAAGUUCUUAACGAUAUAUACUAUACUCUGUGAUAACAGCAGUUUGUUUGUUUAUAAUUAUUACUACUUCCGCUUUGUUUCUUGCGAUGAAGAAAGGCGAAAGGGAUGUUUGAGAAGGGGCAUGGAGGAAUCAUAGGCAGAGAGGGAGGCAACCGCCCUUUCAACAUACUCCCGUCCCUCUCACCGCCUCAGUCCUUUCUGA
Messenger RNA from Cuscuta epithymum, 6747 nucleotides. The record is from the annotation of a GenBank genome assembly. NCBI's taxonomy places the organism in Eukaryota, Viridiplantae, Streptophyta, Magnoliopsida, Solanales, Convolvulaceae.